Molecule: messenger RNA, 2110 nt
Organism: Branchiostoma floridae (Florida lancelet)
Lineage: Eukaryota; Metazoa; Chordata; Leptocardii; Amphioxiformes; Branchiostomatidae
Exons: 8
Coding region: 120-1706 (528 amino acids)
Source: RefSeq, a predicted model, not a curated record
UCACCUUACUGUACCUGGUAACGUUACUUGGUGUUAGAUCCCCCUUUGUUAUCCAGGUUCCACCCGUCAUAAAUCCCGUGUGGUGCAAGUCUACAUCAUCAUACACUACGUUCCGUGCGAUGCAGAAGGGUGUUCGUGGCGUGUUCCAAAGCCGAUGGAUAGUCCUGAUUCUCGGGGCCGCCAUCGGGAGCUGUGUGACACAACUCUUCACCGUCCCGGCACUGCCCCACCCCACGGUACCCGCCAGACGGUCAUUGGAAAGCCCCGAAUGGCUGUUACGUACACGGGAAGGUCAGAGAAAGUCCGAGAAAGGAAGGUCUGAACACAACGAAGACGUCCAGUCGAAGGAAGAAAGACUCCCAGCCGCUGGUUAUCAACCGAGAAAGAUCCUGCUGGACUGCGGUGCUAACGUGGCGUCCACAGUCCAGUUGUUUAGGGAGACCUACCCAGACGGGCAGGACUUCAUCAUACACUCCUUCGAGAUAGACGAGAGGCUGGCGCCGUUCUUCGCGCCGUACCCGAAUCAUGUGCUACAUUGUCCUACCGGUGUAUCCAACAAGGACGGAAACAUGACGGCCUACUCAGAGGCAGUCUGGUCACCAGACAAGGGAAAGAACAACGGCAGAGACAUGCAGUGGGGAGGAGGUUCACUCUUUGCGUACGAUAACGAGAAAGCGGACACCAAGACAGGCGGCAAACGGCAGUUGUCCCAUCACCGGACGGUGCCGACAGUGGACUUGUCCCGCUGGAUACAGGAAAACACGGCGGUGGAAGACUACGUCAUCUUCAAGCUUGACGUGGAAGGCGCCGAGUACGAUAUCUUAAAGAAGAUGCUGGAAGACGGAACCUUUAAGUGGGUGGACAAAUAUUACGGAGAGUUUCACCCCGGGCAACCUGUCACAGGCUGGGACAAAGAACAGAAGGCCAAACUGCCCUCAGAAGUAGGAAAGAAAGGCAGACCAAUGGUAACUUGGGCGGCUGAAGUCAGGACCUACGGUGACUUUGACACCUUGCACCCUCCAUUGGCACCAGGGAGUUUUGUCGGCUCUCCGGGCACGGUGUACUCCAUCUGCUCGGCGCCCCUCUCGGGUGCCCCCCGCCUGGCGCUGGCUGUCCUAGUCGGUAUGAACGUCAAGGCCGCGCACAAGUUGGUACAGACAAUAGCAGCUCAUUCGAGCAGGAUGCCGGUCACGCUCUUCCUCUAUGGAGACUUCGUGGAAACGUUUCCCGAACUGGUGACGGAGUGGGCCAGAACUUUCACAAUAGGCAUGCGUGAGAGUCAACCAUUUCCUCUAGGACACUUCACUCUGCAGGCACCCAGCUGGAUCAGACUGGGGUUGGUCAGUACCAUGCAGCGCCUGAGCGAAGUGGAUCUACAGACAGCCUACUACUUACCUGAGAACGUGACAGACGCCGUGGUAACCCAGGCCAAGUCUAGGGGCCUCAGGAUCAUCCAACCGACGGCUCGCUUCCCUCCAACCGAUGAAAGAUGGCUCCUGUCGGUUGCGAACUACUACAAGUACAGAGAUGUCGAGAGGGUUCCCAAAGCUCUCCGCGUCAUCGCCAACCAACUGGACAACAAGGGAGGCAUCGUCAGUCUGGACUCGGACCACCCCGACAGUUACAUGAAUUCGGUCUUCCUCAUGGACUAUUUGGUGGAGAAGUCCGGCUAUAAUCUAGUCAGCAUUGCGGGGUGUCUGGAAUAAAUUUUUAAUUGUGUUUGUCUUCAUAAGAUUUAUGCCUCAUUGAAUGCAUACAUCUUAUGAAGACAAACAUGAUUCAGAAUCAUGGAGCAGAUUACUCACAAUUGCCACCAAUGGCUGAUAUGUUUUUUUUUCGCGAGCAGGUUAAGUAAAUCAGUGCCUUAAUUGUCAAAAAGACACUUUUUUUACUAAAGUAAACAAGAUCAUAAGAAAUGAUAAGCCGAGCUACAUUCCAUGCACACUGGUCUACCAUGGUGAUUACUCCGGAGCAAUUGCAACUUUUCUUUCGUGUCCCUUUUUAUAAUCAUAGGGGAGAAGCCGAAUCCAUGUGGGGUAGUACUUUAUCAUACUUCUGCCAACCUGUAUAACGUUAGAUGUUUCGUUUAUAAAUCAUAUUGUGACGUACA